Messenger RNA from Colletotrichum higginsianum IMI 349063, 1698 nucleotides. Its product is annotated as RNA recognition domain-containing protein. Gene Ontology annotation, molecular function: poly(U) RNA binding; poly(A) binding; mRNA 3'-UTR binding. The transcript is spliced from 7 exons. NCBI's taxonomy places the organism in Eukaryota, Fungi, Ascomycota, Sordariomycetes, Glomerellales, Glomerellaceae. Gene Ontology annotation, cellular component: ribonucleoprotein complex; nucleus; cytosol. The record is from RefSeq and is a predicted model, not a curated record. The coding region runs from base 1 to 1698 and encodes 565 amino acids.
AUGUCCUAUCAGACUCAAACCAUGGACCCCAAGCACACCGUUGCGUUUAACAGUGCCGGCAACCACCACAUGUCCGGAAAUCACGUUGCCCAGUUCCCUGAGAAUCAGUUGCCCGGCAUGAUGGGCAGCGUUGACGCCUUGGCUGGUACAAUCGGCCAGUUUCAGGGCAUGACCUUGGGCAACGGCAUCUCUCACAGCGCCAGCAACAUGGGACAGAUGGCUGCCGCUCACACCUACAUGCUUCCCCAAGACUACAUGCUCGCUCCCCAUCUACCAUCGGCCAUGGGAAUGGACCACCUCUCCCAGGGUCCGUACGGCCCCGCCGCUGGUGGCUACCUGGCGGCUCCUGGACAGUUCAGCCCUUACAUGCCUUACCCCAUGAUGCCGUUUACUCCUGGCCGUGCCGUCAGCGGAGGUGCGGCUCUUCUAGACCGUACCAACCGUGGCCACAAUGACCUGCCAGGCCUCGAGAACCGUCGUCACAGUGGUGGCUCGUACACCACUACCGAGUCCGCUCCCACGACUCCGUUUUACAACGGAGGUGGCAAGAACGACAAAGGUCCUCGUGUCGCUGCACUUGACCGAUCGACCUACACCACGCCCUCUCCGCAGCAGGUUGUCGGUGGCAACAUCUUCGUUGAACCUGCUGCCAAGCACAGCGCCAUCAACAUCCCCGUCGACCGCAACUUGGAGGAGCUUCUCAAGCAGGAUCCUGCCGUGCCAAAGGCCGUUCCCGCCGUGUUCACCCCAGCUACCCAGAUGAAGACUCUGGACCAAAGCUUGGAGAAUCGGAUUCCGGGCAACCGCAACGUCUACAUACGUGGUCUUCACCCGACUACCGACGAUGACCUCUUGUUUCGGUUUGCGGCCCGCUUUGGAAACGUCGAGACCUCCAAGGCCAUCAUUGACACCUCCACUGGUGCUUGCAAGGGCUUUGGGUUUGCCAAGUUCUACGACGUUCGUGACUCGGAGAUGUGCAUCCGAGGCUUUCAUCGUCUUGGUUACGAAGUUGGAUUCGCCCGUGAAUCCUUCAAUUCUCGUCUGAAGGCCGAGGGCGACGAGGGAUCUACCAACCUGUACAUCUCCAACCUUCCCAAGAGCUUGACUGAGAAUGAUCUCGGCGACAUCUUCGGGGGCUACCACAUCAUGUCGUCCAAGAUCCUUCGUGACAGCAUGGGCAACAGCCGUGGUGUCGGCUUCGCUCGCUUCGAGUCCCGCGACGUGUGUGAUACUGUCAUUAAGCAGUUCAACGGCAUCCCCGUCGGCGAGGAGGGAAUGGUCAUGAACAUCCGCUACGCCGACACUCCCAGUCAGAAGGAGCUCAAGCGAGUGACCGCCGAGCGCCGCCAGUUCCGCACAAACGAGUACAAUAUCGGUGCCUACGGCACUCCCCUUGUUGGCAUUCAGCCCAACAUGUACAACCAGCCGGCCUGGAAGCGUGCCCUGCACGCCACCGCCAACACCGGCUACACACCUCGCUCCAUGACCGGUGGUCUUGAUCGAAUGGGCAAGGUGGUCAAGUCUGAUGGCUACCAGGCGGGCACUGUUCAGGGAAACCCCCAAUCAUCCGUGGAGGCUACUGUCAUCGAGACGGCGUCUGACGACAGCGACGAAGGCGUGACGAUCCAUGCCGACUCGAUCACUCCCGUCAUUGUCAGCACGCAGUCUUCCCCGAUCUUGAAGAAGGAGCAGAAGUGA